This is a messenger RNA of Aspergillus nidulans FGSC A4, 3528 nucleotides long. RefSeq names its product putative RNA binding protein Jsn1. Lineage: Eukaryota; Fungi; Ascomycota; Eurotiomycetes; Eurotiales; Aspergillaceae. The transcript has 2 exons. Gene Ontology annotation, molecular function: RNA binding; nucleic acid binding. Bases 1 to 3528 code for a protein of 1175 amino acids. The record is from RefSeq and is a predicted model, not a curated record.
AUGCUACCCGUGUCGCGACCCGAGGGUCAUAUGAGCCUCAAUUACAUCCCUACCACCCAAUCCAUAUCUGGGACUUCUACUGGUCGCAGUUCUCCGAGUGAUCCAUCCGCAAACACCAUCAUUAGGCCACCAUUCGUCUCGUCAAACAUUCUUAAUGGUAAUACAGGCUCGAUAGGAAGUGCAAGACUAGGGGCUGGAUCCCCUUCUCAUGAACUUGGUGCCCGCUUAUACUCUAAACGUGCACGCGAGAUACAGGCGGAAGAAGGCGUCUCUCCGUUUUGGGGCCCACCAACCAGCGGCCAUUCCACGCCCCUGCGUGAAAAUAUCCCCGAGUCACCUAGCCAGGAGGGAUUUCCUGACCUGGUACCUUCAACAAGUGGUGCGAUGAAUGGACCAGCACGAAGGACGCGGGCUGGCACAGUUCCCUCUCGAUUUUCGCCAGUCGGUGUUCUGAAUGAGGCAAAUCUUCAACAGCCUUUCGUUUCUCAAUCUUCCCGGCCUACACCCUCCACUAGUCCCUUCAGACCUACCGGCAUGUCAGGAAUCGAUACUGGCGUUAAACCCCCAACAACCAUAGGUGGUGGCAGUACAGGCAGCCUUUCCCGUCUUCGGGCUGGUUCGAUGCCGCAGCGGACAAACCUUCUUGGGUCUGCUGGGCCUUUCGGCCCGUCGUUGUUUUCGACAAAUUGGGCCACAGGGCGUGAUCGGGCGACGACUCUUACUAGCAUUAGAUCUUCUGAGGGGCCAGCAUCGCCAAGUCAAUCAUCAUUUUCGCGCGAUGGACUCACAGAUAGUGAUGUUAAGACCUUGGACUACCUUGGUCUCGCAGAAACCCCGCAGCAAGCUCGGACCAAUUUUGUACGACCGUCCGUCGAUGUUUUACUCCAGCAGCAGCAACAGCAACAACAACAGCAACAGCAACAACAGACAUCCUCGCUUCCCCCGCUGCUCGCCGAGCUCGCGAUGAUAAAAAACAAUAGUCGAAUUCGCUCCUACUCGGUCAACGCAAAGGAGAAAUAUGCCGAUGACGAGGAACUCGAGUACGAAAGCCGCUACUCUCAACUCCCCUCUGGAGCUAUCACACCGUCUGCAGCUGCUACAGCCGCCCAGCUGGCUGCUACUCAGGCCCAGAUCCAUCAACAUAACCUCGCAGUGCAAGCCUUUGCAAACCAUGCGACUGUCAAUCGCCCCCGCGCAAGGACUGCAGGUAUUCUCGAAGCACCUCCCCAACGAUCAUCUAUUCGAAACUAUCUCGCAACUCCUUCGCGCCUUGAAAAUAGCUUCAGCGCGGCCGACUUGAAUAUUGCUGAAACUGGUGAAUAUGACGAGUUGACUGAGGCUGUUCAGAUGAUGCAUCUAGGCGGAGCUGGUGGAGCCAACCUUGGACUGCGCCCUACUGCGGAGGUUGAUGAAAACAACCAGGAUGGUCCAACAAGGGCACUGUGGAUAGGCAGCAUUCCUGUUUCCACCACUGUCACGUCUUUGGAAGCUAUUUUCAGCAUGUAUGGCAAGAUCGAGUCUACUCGUGUGCUGACCCACAAGAACUGUGGUUUUGUCAACUUUGAACGUAUCGAGAGUGCUAUCCAGGCCAGAUCCUUGCUCAAUGGAAAGGAGAUCUUCCCAGGCGCUGGUGCUGUCCGUAUCGGAUAUGCUAAGGUUCCUGGGUCGUCCAACGCUGGCACUCCUGGAGUCAACGGUGCCCAGUCUUCUCCUACUCCUGAUCCGAACUCGAAGUCAACUAUUCCUGAUGAAGAGAAACUCAGCAGCGGCUCAAACGUUCCCCAGAUUCCGGCUCUCCCUGAUCUUCAGCCCGAGAUUGUUCAAAUCGUUAAAGAGUUUGGAGCAACGGAGGACGAGACCACGAAGAUUAAUGCGAGUAUUCAGCAGGCCAUUUCAUAUCAGGAAUUCAGCGACGAAAUACCUCCUAUUGCUGAACCUAACCAAACUAGGAUGUUUGAUGCCCCUCGUCUCCGCGACAUCCGCAAGAGGAUUGAUAAUGGAAAUUGUUCGAUACAAGAAAUUGAGGAAACCGCAAUCGCCAUGCUUCCCGAAAUUGCAGAGCUUGCUUCCGAUUAUCUAGGCAACACCGUUGUUCAGAAACUUUUCGAAUAUUCUUCCGAGCCCAUUAAAGAACGAAUACUUGUUCCGAUCGCUCCUCAUCUUGGGGAAAUUGGUGUACACAAGAAUGGAACCUGGGCAGCACAAAAGAUCAUUGAUGUCGCCAAAACACCUGCGCAGAUGCGGAUGAUUGUCGACGCACUUCGACCAUACACCGUUCCUCUAUUCUUAGACCAAUACGGAAACUAUGUUCUCCAAUGCUGUCUGCGGUUUGGGUCCCCGUACAAUGACUUCGUUUUCGAGACUAUGCUGAGCCGUAUGUGGGAAAUUGCCCAGGGACGUUUUGGGGCCCGAGCUAUGCGAGCCUGUCUCGAGAGCCAUCAUGCCACUAAGGACCAGCAGCGGAUGCUCGCAGCGGCCAUCGCUCUGCAUAGCGUACAGCUUGCUACUAACGCCAAUGGCGCUCUAUUGCUCACAUGGUUCUUGGAUACCUGCACUUUCCCUCAUCGCCGGACUGUAUUGGCUCCGAGAUUGGUUCCCCAUCUCGUGCACCUGUGCACGCACAAGGUUGCGUACCUGACAGUUCUCAAAGUCAUCAACCAACGGAACGAGCCUGAGGCGCGCAAUAUCGUCUUGAAAGCCCUAUUCUUUAGCCCGGGUGACGAGGUGCUGGAAAAAAUCCUCAGUGAUCAAACGUCGGGUGCCACCCUAAUUUUUAAGGUUUUGACAACGCCCUGCUUCGAUGAAUCAAUGCGACCAGAAGUGGUAAAAAAUGUAUCGAAAGUGCUCACCAAACUCAAAGCCACUCCAAGCCAGGGCUAUAAACGUUUGAUGGAUGAGGUUGGACUGUCGUCGCGAGGUGGUUCGCGCGACAACCAUCAUCGCGAUAACACCUCAAGCUCCGAGAAGCAACAGCAUCGGCCCGCGUCCCGACAAACAACUGCUGUCAAUUAUGCGUCGCAGCCGUCCCUUGAAAGGCAAUAUAGUGGGCAGUUUCCUACUAUGAGCCAGAACCUCGACAACGCUCGGCCCAUCCCUUCGGAACAGUCUCACAGCAUACCGUAUGAGCCUUAUUCCGUUAAUGGAGUGAAUGCUCUAAAUGGGUUGGGCGCCGUCAACGGCACUGGUUUUACCCAGGAACCCAUGAUGCCUCUUGCCCAACAGCAGAUGCAGUACCAGGCAUAUCUGGCCGCCCAGUCUAGAGGAGUGUCACCGGGUCUUUACCAGGCUUUGGGCAAUUCUACCUAUGGAUACCCUGCGGGGUCAGAUAGUCUCCGACCCAUGCAAGCUCAACCUGGACAAGUCAAUUCGGGCUCUAUGCUCAACCAGCCACCUUACCCACCUCAGCAAUUCAGCCCUAUUAUGGGCUCAGCCCAGAUGUAUCAGUACCCCCCUCAGUUCUACUCUCAAGCGGCCCCUGUCCAAGGACAGCCGUCUGGGGGACGACGUGGACGUGUGAGUUACUCCUAG